AUGAAAAGUACUUUUUUUCCAAAAUUAUAUAUUUUAUUAUUUUUUACGUUUUACAACAACAUAUUAUCAUGUUUCCUAUUAAAAAACAUACCUUUUUUUUUUAAUAACAGUGAAUUUAUGCCACGUACACAAAAAUAUGGUAAUACAAGAACAACGCUCAGGUUAGAAAAAUCAGCUUCUUCUGCUGAAAAGCCCCUAAGUUCAAAUAUCAAUAAUAGUAAAAUAUAUGAAGAGAUAAAAACGUAUCUUUCUAAUACUUCUUUUUUAAGAAAAGAUAAAAAUAAUAAUGCGAACUACCUGGAUGAAUUUAUAUGUAAUUUCGUCUCAAGUCCAGAUGGCUGGAAUAAGGUAGAAAUUGAUGAUAUGAAUAAUAAUGAUAUUAAAAACUUAAUAAAUUUCUUAAAUGAAGAAUAUAAAAGAGCAUUUCUAUCUACUGAUAAAAAAAGAAAGAAGGCAGAAAACAAUUUGAAUUCAGAAAACUUAAAGUCAUUGUUAGUCUCUUUGGGAUCUGUUGUAAUUGAUGAUAUGAACUUAGAAGCGUUUUAUAAUCACGUAGAAAUCUAUUUGCUUUUAUUAAAAUUCUGCAAAGACAAUUAUGUAUCUUUUAGCUUUAUUAAGAAUGAAAUAGUAAACAUAAUGAAUAAAAUUAUAAAAUACUCACAAAAUUAUUUGCAUGAUACACACUCAUGUGAUAAGCUGAAAAUUGUAUUUUUAAAUAUGCAUGAACUCAUAAAAGAUAUAAAAAAAAAUAAUGCUAUAAAAGUAAACAUUAGAAACUUCCUUUAUAUUUUAAACAGUAACAUAGUUUUAAAUAACAAUAAUAUAUUUUAUUUUCUAACAGAAAUAUUUUCAUCAUUGAAUUUACUUGUGCAGAAAAAUCCAGAAUUAGUUCAUCAAUACGAAUACAUAAUCAACCCUCAUUUUUUCUUUUUAUGUAUUUUUUCAUUAUAUUCUUACAAUAUAAGUAAAGCUCGCUUUUAUUAUUUUUUGCUGUUAAUUCAUAACCAAGUAAAUUUGACGGAUUUAAAAGAACAUGUCUUGAAAUAUGAUGAUAACUUAAAUUAUAGUGUAUACAGGAAUUGUAUUAUUAAUACUAUUUUCGAAGAAGAAAAAAAGAAAUAUGAAUCUAUUAAAGAAAUUAUUGUAGAAAGUGAGAAUAAUGCCACUAAUAUAAAAAAGAGAAAUGAAAAAUGCAUUGAAAACUUAAAAGAUAUAAGUAACGAAAAAGAAAAGAAAAUUCCUGAAAGCAGUAAAGAACAGCUUUUAGUAAAGGAAUAUAGAACUUUACUAUUUAAAGAGUUAUAUGACAAUAUAUCCAUUAAAAUUUUAUUGUUUUAUGUUUUUUUUUAUUUUAGUGACCACUAUUUUUGUAUUAUCAUUUUGUUAAAUUUUAAAAACUUAGCAAAAAACAGAAACCAGGAUGAUCGUUUAGUGCAUAUUACUAAUUAUUUUUUCUUUAUAUUGUUAGACAAUUUAUGUUAUAUAAGGGAUUACUCGAAAAUAUUAUUGGUUUUAAGCCUGUAUAAAAAGAACUUUAUCUCGUUUAAUGAAAAAAACUUACAUGAUGUAAAGAAAAUUUUUAACUUAGUUAUAAAUAAUAACAUUGAGGAAGUACAUUCUAUCGGUUUAUCUAACUUACUUUUAGAAAUUAGCGAAUCCAUUAAAAAUGUAGAAAAUGAAAAAAAAUGUAUAAAUAAAAAUAAUGUAAAAAAUUUAUGUGGAAACAAGAAUGUUCAUAAAAAAGUACAUAAAAAUAAUAUAAUUUUGAAAGAGAAAAAUGAAAAAGAAGUUACAAAAAUUGAUGAUGAACACGCAACUGAAGAAAGCGGGAAACCCUUUGUUAGCAACUCAAAAGGUAAAAACGAAAUAAUUAGUUCCAGUUAUAUGAAGGACAAUUUUAACAAUUAUUUGUUAUAUUUAUUAAAAAAGAAAGCAUAUGACAAGAUUGAACACUUGGAAAAAAGAGAUAACGUGUACGUAAAUAAUAAAACAUAUAGUUUAUUUAUUCAGUCAUAUUUGAGUAAUCAUAAAUAUGAUAAAGUGUAUAAGGUGUACAAAAAGAUGAAAUUAAAGAAAAAUAUACCUAUUAAAUAUUUAAAUGUGAAAAAUUUGAUAUACAGUUUUAAGAAGUGUGAUAUAGACAAAGGGGAUGUAUUGAAUGAAUUAAAACUGAUUAGUAAAUCUUAUUUAAAUUUAUAUUUUUCAAAAGAUUCUUAUUUUGUAUUAACUAAAACAAUGUUAUACAAACAUAUUUGUAAUUACUUAAAAAAAAAAUGUGACAUGAAUUUAAUAAUUAAUAUAUUUAAUCUAAAUGAACUUAUAAAAUAUUUCAUAAAAUUUAAAAGUUUUAUUAAUAUAAGAAAAUUAUAUUUCCUUUUACUAAAAUAUUCCUUUAUAAAAACAUAUAAAACAUACUUAAUAUUAAUAAGAUUUUUCAACAAUUUAAAUCAUGAGAAAAAUGAGCAAAUAAAUAUGGAAAGUGAAAUGGAAGUAGGUGAAACCGACUUCAGUGAAGAUGAAAAAGUAGAAAGUGAAACUAAUUGUCCUUUUAAAAAAAAUAGGGGAAUUUACAAUGAUAUAAUAAAUUUAAGGAAGAAGAAACUGUCGUAUUACAUUUUCAAAAGUAAAGAGUCGAAAGAAGAUUUUAAUUUAUAUAAUAAAGUUUAUGAGAUUGCGAAAAAAGAUAAAUAUGACAUGAGUUUAUUUAUAUUAAGUAACUUUAUUACCGAAUAUAUUUUUUUUGAUCAUCCGUCAGAUGAAAUAUUAGAAAGUGAACUGAGUAACAUAAAUAAUAUACUAAACAUAUAUUUUGAAUCAGUGAACCUUUUUUUUCAUAAACAGAAUUAUAGGAUAACUCUAAAUAUAUUUUUUUUUCUACUACUAUUUUUAAAUUAUUAUGUGACAAGAUAUAUAAAAAACGAUAUUAAAUAUGCCCGUUUUCUAAAACAAAAUGCCAUAAAUUUCUUUUUGUCCAAUAAUUAUGAAAUAAUUAAAAUGAAUAAGAAUGAUAUAUAUGCAUAUAUACCCAAUUUUAUAUUAAAUAUGGUCUUCUUAUCUGUGAAUCAUUUAAAAAAUGCUCAACAUUUGAAGGAGCUUAUUUCAAUGGGUUUAGAACAUGAUUCGUAUGAUUAUAACAAAAAUACCAUUGACCCGGUAAACUGUAAAAAUAUAAUGUUUAUAUUUUUACUUCUGAAAAACAAUGUAAUUUUAUGCAACGCAACUAUGGAAAAAGACAUAUAUGAUAAGCAAAAGAAUAAUAAUAAUAAUAAUAACAAAAAAAAUAUUACAGAAAUUGCAAAUGUUAAAAUAAAAAGUAACUAUUUAUAUAAAGACAUAAUUGAAAAAAAUUAUAAUGAAGAAAAACAUGUAGAACUAAAUAGACUAUUUGCUAGCUCUAAUAAUGUUGCAAAUGUAUUUGUUAAAUUAAAAUAUACAAUUGGUUCAAAUAAAAUAAAUGAAGAUUCUUUGAAAGAUUUUUUAUUCAACAAGCUGAAAAUGUUUGUAAGUAAUAGAAACUUCGAUUCAUUAAUAAAUAUAUUAAAAGAUAUUUUUUUUACGUACAACAAUAUCAUAUAUUUAAAUUCAAGAGAUUUCCUUCGCAUAUAUGAAAACUUAGAUGGGAUUUAUGACAAUGUAUUGUCUGUCUUAACCAUUAUUAUUUUUGCUGAGAACAAUAGAAAUUUCAAGGAACAGAAUGCUUUAUUAUCCAAAGGAUCAGAAGAACAUUUAGAAAUAGAAAGUAACGAAAUAAACAUUCAUGAAUAUAUCGCAAUGUUAAGGUCUAUGAAUAAAGAUUAUUUUAAACAUCUAUUGAAUCAAAAAAUAGUGAGCAAUAUUUUAAAAAACUACGAAAGUUUUAUUCAUAUGUGCAUUUAUUUUGAUUUAAGUAAAAAAAGGGUGGAUAAUAUAGUAAAUUUCUUGGAAAUGUUAAGAAAGUGUAACAUUGCCCUUAGUACAGAAAUAUUGAUAGAUAUCUUUUCUUUACUCUUCGAUAGAAAUAUGAAUAAUUUAAUAUUCAAUGAGUUUGAAAUAUUUUCUUCAUCUAAGAAGGCAAAUAAUUUUGAAUUAUAUUACAUUGUUAUGAAAGCGGCGUUUUUCGAAGAAAACGUUGGAAUGACCCUGAAGAUUUUCAGUAUCGUGUUAAGCUUAUUUAACGUAAGAAAUAUUCCUUUAAAUUUCUUUGAAUGUGUUCUAUUAAUUUUGAAAAAAAAGGGGAAAUUUAAAGACUUAUAUGAAUCUACAGAUAAAUUGCAUAGGGAGCUAAUAAAUUUUGAAAAGAAUAAACAUUUCUUAAGUUUGGAUAAUUUAACACUUGAUGUAAAAAGUAUUUUGAAUAAAUAUAAAAGGGAAAAACAAUUUUGA
This is a messenger RNA of Plasmodium malariae, 4362 nucleotides long. Its product is annotated as conserved Plasmodium protein, unknown function. Lineage: Eukaryota; Apicomplexa; Aconoidasida; Haemosporida; Plasmodiidae. The transcript has 4 exons. The coding region runs from base 1 to 4362 and encodes 1453 amino acids. The record is from RefSeq and is a predicted model, not a curated record.